AUGCUCAUGCCAUUGCCUGGAGAUUAUACUCCGCACUCACUCACGCUACCAUUGCCUCCCGCACUGGGUGGGCAGGAGGACGCGGUGCUGCUGCGCCACGCGCUGCAGUGCGGCACGAAGCAGUGGGGCGAGCUGGGGAGGAGCGGUCAGCUCAAGAGGAACAACAAGUCGUGCUGUAACCGUUACAUCUUCCUCCGGAGGAAGUUCACAGACCGCUUUCGCCAAAACUUCCUGCAAAAGCACCUGGGAGCUGCUGCACAACCCCAGAAUAUUACGUUCAACCGACACAGUCAGCCACUGCUCUGCCAGGAUGUAAAGCACCAGCAGCAGCAGCAGCGCUCGGAGGGCGUGGGAGCAGCAGCCCUAGCGUUCGGAGGGCUGUCGUAUGAGGAGUGCGUGACGGCGUUCCUCGCCCCCCACGCUCGCUGCUGCCUCCCACCCGCCCCCCCCAACCUCUCAUCCCUCGCCACCCCUCCUCCUGCUUCCCAGGCUCCUCCUGCUGUUUCCCAAGGCGCCACCUUCUCUGCUGUGGCUGAUUGUACCUACGAGUUUCCCUUCGCCCAGGAUGCUUUUCCCGUUGCUGCUUCCUCUAACACCGCAGCUCUGUGUCGGGCAGUGAAGCGACCAAGAGACGAUUGCCCUGAGGUGGGGGCACAAAAACCGCUGCUGGGACGCAACAGCCAGUUGCUGCAAGGUGGGGUGGUGCGAGGCGGGACGGUGCGAGGAGGGAUGGUGCAAGGUGGAAUGGUGUGUGGCACGGAAAGCCGGCAUCAGUCGGUGGCAGAGCAGUUCCAGCAGCAGGGGGCGAGCAGCUGCGUGCAGGCAGGUGAAGCAGCCCUUCUGGAGGCUCUGCUGCAGGAGGAGCAUCGGCAGCUGCAGCAGGGAGGAGCGAAGAGCAGGGUGCAGCAGGUGGACCGGCCCCGCGUUGGGUCGGAGAGUGCCCUUCCAGACGACGUGCUGCUGGGAUUCAGCAGCGACGAACCUGCCUUCACGCAACGUGCUCCUCCGUCCACCCAGCCACUAGCAGCGCUGCCAGCGCCAAUGGCCUCCCCACUCGCUGCUCUGCAUGGCUCCGCGCUCUGCAUUGGGGAUUCCACCUCCUGCUGUGGGGAUGCAGCUCGGUGCAUUGGGGAUUUCGCAGUGCAUUCAAUGGACCGGCCCCGCGUUGGGUCGGAGAGUGCUCUUCCAGACGACGUGCUGCUGGGGUGCAGCAGCGACGGACCUGCCUUCAUGCAACGCGCUGCUCUCUCUGCUCCUCCACCCACCCAGCAACACGCAGUACUGCCAGCGCCGAUGGCCCCCGUCCUCGCUGCUCUGCUUGGCUCCGCUGCUUGCAGCACGAGCAGCUGCAUCACAGGGUCGCUUGCUGGGAGUACGUGUGGCAGAGAGGAGCAGGAAUACAUGGACACAUGCGUCAACAUGCUUGGCAACAAAUACAACACCGACAACUGA
Messenger RNA from Closterium sp. NIES-65, 1452 nucleotides. NCBI's taxonomy places the organism in Eukaryota, Viridiplantae, Streptophyta, Zygnematophyceae, Desmidiales, Closteriaceae. The record is from the annotation of a GenBank genome assembly.